GUCAGAGCUACGACCUCUCGACGCGUGAAUCAAAGGUCGUGGAGAUUUCGAUCAAGAACUUGGGGUAAGUUGGGUGAUCUUCUGACUUUAGGACUGAUUAGUCACUAGUCAAGAUUCAGUACCGUUACUACUGAUAUGCAUUUAGUCGUGCGCAAAGGUUUGAUUAUAAAAUGACUUCCGCUGCGAUUCCAAUUUCGCAUCUAGCCAUCCCACUGAACUCGAUUACCCCUCCUCUCCGAUGUCUUAAAAGACCUGUCAACGCUCCUCCCACUCUUGUCCUCCUGUCUGUGUGACACUCACAGUCACAACACAGCACCCGACGUCAACAGCAUCGAGCUGCUUAGACUCUUAAGGACGAUCGUUCGUACACUUUAAUAUGGAAGAGAAUAACAACUUGGUACAAUUGGCGGAGGAUGGCUUGUGGAUGGAUGCCAUCAAAUUUGAUCCAUUCGACCUCGUUGGACUAGCCCCGACAGCGGACUUGACAUGCGAGCUUUAUGAGAAACAACUUAAGGAGUUGUCGCGAACGCUCCAUCCAGACAAGAUAAGCCUGUUCUAUGGCCAGGAUAAAAAAGUUAUUCUCGGUGACCUUUCAUGGCCGCGACAUCACUAUGUCAAUUUUCUCCGAGGCUAUAUAUCCAAGAAUUCACAGGAAGCUCAGGUAUUUACUUUCAUGAGAUUGAAGUAGUUCUGGCGGCAGUUCAGCGUGUCGACCUGGAAUAAUGCAUUAACUCUA
Molecule: messenger RNA, 736 nt
Organism: Exophiala oligosperma
Lineage: Eukaryota; Fungi; Ascomycota; Eurotiomycetes; Chaetothyriales; Herpotrichiellaceae
Exons: 1
Coding region: 377-688 (103 amino acids)
Source: RefSeq, a predicted model, not a curated record